Messenger RNA from Onthophagus taurus, 1663 nucleotides. RefSeq names its product sterol O-acyltransferase 1-like. Gene Ontology annotation, cellular component: endoplasmic reticulum membrane. Gene Ontology annotation, biological process: cholesterol metabolic process. Lineage: Eukaryota; Metazoa; Arthropoda; Insecta; Coleoptera; Scarabaeidae. The record is from RefSeq and is a predicted model, not a curated record.
ACAACCUUGAAGAGAUACACUAUAAAGUUGACAGUUUUAUAUAUAGUUAGUUCGAUUACAAAUUACUAUUAUUUAUAAAUGGUAUCUUUAAUGGUGUUACAAGAAAAACGUGUUAUUGUAAAAUACAUUACGUGGGAGGGGAUUUGAGAACCCCAACCAGUUUAAGAAUUAGAAUCAUUUGGAUAUUUCCUGAGUGUGUGUUCGAUUUAUUAAAAUUUUUCUGUGAAAUGACUCAAAAUAGUAAUUGCGAGGAAGUUAUUAAACCCAACAGUGUUCGUCAACUUCAUCUUAAACAAUUUAAAGAGAGAAAAUCAGUAUUUACCGAACUUUCAAAAACGAAACAUUUCUUAACAGUUAAGCAUUUAUUUUAUUGUAUAUUGUUUGGAUUAUUAUUAAAAGAUGUAGCUUUUAAUUUUAUUUUAAACAAAAAGGUGGAUUAUGGUCUCCGAUCCAUAAUGUUUGGCUACGCCAAGUUUCACAUUUUCCUAAUACUUUGGUAUUUAAUUUUUACGUUAAAUGUAUUAACAUUUACGUUUUAUAAUUUAUGGGUAACCAUAAGAAAGAAAUGUUUAAUAAGAUCCCUAAAUACUUUAUGGGUUGAUUGUAUAUUUUUUUGUUUGUUAAUUGGUUAUUAUAUCGGAUCACUUUAUGGUGUACCUGUUUUAAUAAGAAUAUUUAAUUUACCAAUAUUAUCAGCAGGUUCUUUGUUAACGGAACAGGUGAGAUUAAUAAUGAAAUCGUAUUCAUUUAUACGAAGGAACGUCCCGGAAGUUUUAAAUUAUAAACCACAUCGUGAUAAAAAAAUUUUCCAACCAAAGUUUUCCCAUUAUAUAUAUUUUUUGUUUGUACCCACCUUAAUUUAUCGUCAUAAAUAUCCUCGCACAAAAAGUAUCAACUGGAAUACUGCAAUACACUGUUUCCUCGAAGUGAUCGUUUGUAUUUGGUUACAAAGUUAUACAAUGGAUUAUUUCUUUGUAAAAAAAUUUGAAACAAUAGGAAUCAUCAAACAUGAUUGGAGUUACGUAAUUAUAGUAAUACUAGAAGGUGCAAUUGGCGGAUUUCUAUUAGUUGUGUUGCUUUGUUAUCAACUUCUACAUAAUUGGAUGAACGGUUUCGCAGAAAUUUUAAAAUUUGGCGAUAGAAAAUUUUACGACGAUUGGUGGACUGCAACGAAUUUCCAAACUUUUUUUCGAAAAUGGAAUAUAAUCGUCCAAGAUUGGUUAUACGAAUAUAUUUAUAAAGAUUUCUCAGAAAAAGUCACCGUCAACAACAAAGUUAUCCCGAAAAUUAUGGUUUUUUUAGUCUCAGCUAUCGUACACGAAUACAUUUUAACCGUUAUUACGCAACAGUUUUUUCCCUUUCUUUUCGUUAAUUUUUUUAUAUUCGGCAUGAUAUUUUCGUUUUUGAAUACAAAACAUAUUGUUUAUAACAUAUUAUUUUUGUAUGGUCUUUCGUUUGGUUUUAGUUUAAAUGUAAGCUUUUAUACAAUGGAAUCAUUUGCACGAAAAAAUUGUCACGUUGAAUAUAAUACGACAUCACAAUUUUUACCUAGAAUAUUUUCUAGUCAAUGUAUAAACGCAUUACAAUGAAAUAACUAUUAAAUUACGUUUAGAAUUUAUAAAGAAUUUAUUUCAGCAAUUACAUAAACAGUUUAUUUUCUGAA